AUGCCUUCCGCGGUCACUGAACCCAAGGUCACGGAACCGCUGUACCCGGCGUACCUGCCCACUCGUCCGGAAGGCUACUCGCUCACAGUCAACGUGCCGCCAUUCGAGCAGGUCGAGCCUGGCACGCGCGCUGACCCUGCGAAGCCCGAAAUCUUCACGCCCGACGCCAAGAUCAAGAACAUCACGCCGCGCAUCGGCGCUGAGAUCCACGGUGUCCAGCUCAGUCAGUUGUCCAAGGAGGGUCUGGACCAGGUGGCUCUCUUUGCUGCCGAGAGGGGUGUUCUUGUCUUUAGAGAUCAAGACUUCAAAGACAUCGGGUUUGCCAGACAGAGGGAGAUAGUCUCCCACUAUGGGCCUCUGCACCAGCACCCUUCCAUGGGCUACCCGAAGGGAACCAGCUCCGAAUUCCACGUCAUCUACGCCGACGAGAAAGUUGGGAGCAUCCGUGACGUGAUCGGACCCAAGACCUCGUAUGAGCUGUGGCACAUUGAUCAGACGUUCACGCACAACACGCCGAGCACGACCUUCUUCUGGGUGCUUGAGACCCCGUCCGACGGCGGCGGCGACACGGCCUUCACGUCCAUCACCGAAGCGUACAAGGCUCUGUCGCCGACGUUCCGCGAACGGCUGCACGGGCUGACCUGCACGCACUCCAACGUCGACGCCAUCGAAAUCACCCGCCGCGGCUACGACCGCGUCAUGAAGGAAGAGGUCAAGGCCGACCACCCGCUGAUCAUCGAGCACCCGGUCACCAAGGAGCCCGCCAUCUUCAUCAACCUCACCGCCAUCAAGUCGAUCAACGGCAUGAAGCCCUCCGAGUCCGACCUCAUCCUCAACUUCCUCAACGACCACAUCCGCUCUCUUGACUUCAGUUGCCGAUGCAAGUGGGAACCCGGUACAGUGGUGAUUUGGGACCAGAGAACUGUCGCGCAUUCCGCCAUCCCGGACUAUGCUCCGGGCUCCAGGCGUCAUAUGGUGAGAAUCGCGCCUUACGGGUCAGAACCCAAGGCAGCUCCCCUGAAGCAAGAGGAUGUUUCGAGAGAAUAG
Capronia coronata CBS 617.96 is the source of this 1047-nucleotide messenger RNA. RefSeq lists its product as uncharacterized. Gene Ontology annotation, molecular function: 2-oxoglutarate-dependent dioxygenase activity. Gene Ontology annotation, cellular component: cytoplasm. Bases 1 to 1047 code for a protein of 348 amino acids. NCBI's taxonomy places the organism in Eukaryota, Fungi, Ascomycota, Eurotiomycetes, Chaetothyriales, Herpotrichiellaceae. The record is from RefSeq and is a predicted model, not a curated record. The transcript has 5 exons.